Messenger RNA from Anopheles coluzzii, 928 nucleotides. Its product is annotated as U-scoloptoxin(19)-Sm1a. The transcript is spliced from 4 exons. NCBI's taxonomy places the organism in Eukaryota, Metazoa, Arthropoda, Insecta, Diptera, Culicidae. The record is from RefSeq and is a predicted model, not a curated record. Bases 260 to 670 code for a protein of 136 amino acids.
AUUGAUUACUCAUCACCACCAGUCAGUCGCUCGUUGAACGGUCUCGCUGAACGUUUAAACACCCUCAAUCCGCGUGUGUCACCGGUCUGUUUCGCCAAGGGCGUACGCGUACGAGUUUGUUUCACCGAAUUCGAAUUGGAAACUGGCUGCGUUGUAGCGCCACUGACUGCUACACUUCCAGAAGUGCUACCAGAAGCGUAAGAGUGAAAGAGAGAGAGCAAAAAACAGGUAGUUCCUUCCAGCGAUCAGUGUGAAAAAUAUGAAUUCCAACGCCGUCGCACUGCUGCUGUUCGUGGCAUUGGCCGUCUGCAUCGGGGACAGUGCCGAAAUUCCGCCCCUACCGGUACAGGACGACCAAACGGCCGGCGCAUCGUCAGCGGAACCGGAAGAAUCUUAUCUAGGGGUAAAGCUGUACAAAAUGGAGCGACCGUGCGCAAUGCUGGGUGGGAUGUGCGUGCAGACGAGCGAGUGCAAGCAGCGGCCAGCCAACAGUGGACUGUGUCCGGAAAAUACCCACCUGGGCGUUGAUUGCUGCUACGAAGUAAAACCCGCGAGUAACCUCACCUGCCACGAGUACCGCGGCGCUUGCAUGGAGCGAUGCGCCGAAGAGCUACAGCGCCCGUCCACCGAUUGUACCGAUGGGAGCAAGUGCUGCGUGCUGGUCGCAUAAGCCUUUUGUUGUUUGCUGUAAACCAUAGAAUGGUUCGUAUUUUUACUCGAUACCUCUCGAAAGAACAAUGAGAAAAGAAAGUGAAGUAUAAAAAAAUGGGACACCUCUCUUUUCGAGGUGGGUUUUCUGGUAAAAAUCGAACCAUUUCCAAAUCGUAUCUCGUUGACCUCGUAGAGCAGCAGCAAGCAUUGUUAGCAGUAAAUCAUAUCAAUCAGAAGCUAUUUAAAUAAACGAUUCGUAAGUAAAGCACAAUUUCAA